AUGAUAGAUUCAACGUGUUUUUUAGCUCAGCAGGAAUUGGCAUUUAGAGGCCACGACGAGUCAGAUUCAUCUGUUAAUAAAGGUAAUUAUGUUGAACUUAUUUACUUAAUGGCCCAGCGUGAUGAGUUGUUAAAAACACAUCUUGCAACGUCCACUAUAUUUACUGGUUUAUCUGGGGACAUUCAAAAUGACUUGAUUCAAUCAAUUUCAAAUGUUCUUCUUAAUCAAAUUGAAAAUGAAAUACGCGAUACUCCGUUUGUUGCAAUAAUUAUGGACGAGACAACUGAUAUUGUUUCAAAGUCACAGUUAUCAACAGUGUUGCGUUAUAUUAAUACCAUAGAUGGAUACGAAGUUGUCGAAAGAUUUUUGGGAUUUACUGAUGUUAGUGAAGAUCGAUCAGCGAAAGCAUUAUCAGAGCAUGUAUUUAGUUUUAUUUCAAAGUAUGCAUGUGAAGAAAAAUUAAUAGCCCAAACGUAUGAUGGGGCAGCUGUUAUGUCCGGGCAACAUAAUGGUUUACAAUCGCUAGUGCGUUCGAAGUAUGAAAAUGCUAUUUUUGUACAUUGCUAUGCACAUAAAUUAAAUCUUGUCAUAAAACAGUCAGUUGAGUAUAUUAAAGAUUGUAAAAUAUUUUUUUCAACCCUUUCUGGUUUAUCGUCUUUUUUUUCAAAAUCUACCAAACGAGUACAUGCACUUGAUAAUGUAGUUAAAAAACGUUUUCCAUCAGUAGCUCCAACAAGAUGGAAUUACAAUAGUCGUCUUAUUGAAAUGAUGGUUGAACAUAAACUAGAUGUUAUAAAUCUAAUGGAAUCAAUCAUAGAGAAUGCCCAAAAUUGGGAUUCGGAAACAUUGUCUUCUGCUAAAGGGUAUGUGGAAAUUCUUCAAAGUUUUGAUUUCAAUUUUUUUCUAAAAUUAUUUUCAAUCAUUUUACCACAAGCAACGAUUAUUUUUGAAAUUUUACAAAAAAAAAUUUUUGAUAUUUCUUAUUGCUCAAAAAAGAUUGACGAUUUCAUUGUUUAUUUAAAUACUGUCAGGUCAAGUUUUGAUGAUAUUUGGUCACAGUUAGAAAUUAUAAACAAUGAAAUACAGCCUCAAAUUCACCGUUCAAAAAGGCAAAGAUUUAAUCAAGUUUCUGGAGAUCCAAAAACUAAUUACAGACGACUAUUUUUUGAAAUAAUUGACGUUAUAAUUAAUAAGACAAAAGAACGGUUUUCAAAUCUUAAUCAAUUACAAUUUUUCGCAUUAUUAGACUUUAAAAAAUUUAGUCUAUAUGCUAAUGAUUUUCCUAUAAACUUAUUCAAUUCGUUGAAACAAUUGUACGGUAAAUAUUUUGAUUUACCCAAAUUGAGAAGUGAACUUUCGGUUGUCUACUCGACCGAAGAAUUUCAAAAACCUAAUGUUCACGAUCUUUUAAUUUAUUUAAAAACCACAAAUUUAGACGAAAACUUACCACAAGCAACAAAAUUGAUUUCAUUGAUACUAACUAUUCCAGCUACUAGUGCAUCAGCAGAACGUUCAUUCUCGGCCCUUAAAAGGAUUAAGAAUUCAUCAAGAAAUUCCCAAGAACAAAAUCGUCUUUCAUCAUUAUCAAUGCUGUCAAUAGAAAAAAAAUUAUUGGUAGGGUUGAAAAAAAAAUCUACGUUUCAUGAUGAAGUAAUCAAAGCUUUCCUUACUAAAAAUAGAAGAAUUGAUUUAAUAUAUAAGUAA
This is a messenger RNA of Metopolophium dirhodum (rose-grain aphid), 1704 nucleotides long. RefSeq names its product zinc finger MYM-type protein 1-like. NCBI's taxonomy places the organism in Eukaryota, Metazoa, Arthropoda, Insecta, Hemiptera, Aphididae. Gene Ontology annotation, molecular function: protein dimerization activity. The coding region runs from base 1 to 1704 and encodes 567 amino acids. The transcript has a single exon. The record is from RefSeq and is a predicted model, not a curated record.